GAAAUUCCCUUGGCAGAAAAGCGACAUCUGCUACAGUGGGACAGUGACAUCGCGUAUCGGAAAGGGUCAACGAAGAUCUGGGUACCCAAUUACCCUCCUUUGCGCCAGUUACUACUCAAAGAAUACCACAAUGUCCUAUUCGUAGGACACUUUGGUAGCAACAAGAUGCUGACAGGUAUUGCGAAGCACUACUACUGGCCCCACUUGGCAGAAGAUGUCCAGAAAUUCGUCACCUCGUGUGAUACAUGUGAGCGGAUGAAGAGCAGCAAGCAGAAGAAGGCGGGACUACUACAGCCUCUUCCUAUCCCAGAACAACCAUGGCAAGUGGUUAGCCUGGACUUCAUCACCGGGUUACCACCUACCACCAGCGGUCAUGACGCAAUCCUUGUCGUCAUCGACAAGUUCUCCAAAAUGGGACACUUCAUCCUGACACACACGACAGCACGCACCGAAGAAACAGCACAACUAUUCAUUCGCUACAUCAUCUCACAACAUGGCAUUCCAACUACACUCAUCUCUAACCGAGACCCCAAGUUCACCAGCAAGUUCUGGAAGGAACUCAUGUCUCUGCUUGGGACCAAACUCGCCAUGUCAUCCGCCUACCAUCCGCAGACAGAUGGACAGACCAAGCGCCUUAACCAGAUUAUUGAGCAACUCCUCCGAGGACGAGAUCUCCAAAUGGGACUUGCACAUGCCCCUACAGCAGAAGCAGUAGCAGCACCAGAAGGAGCAGCAGACUCAGCAGCACCAGCAGCAGCAGUAGCAGCAGCAGCAGCAGCAGCUGAAGGAGCAGCAGCAGCAGCAGCAGCAACAGCGGCAGCAGCAGCAGUGGCAGCAGCAGCAGCGGCAGCAGCAGCAACAGCAACAGCAGCAGCAGCAGCAGCAGAAGGAGCAGCAGCAGCAGCAGCAGUAUCUACAGCCAUCCCCAUCCUCCCCUCCUCUUUGAGCCGCCGCGGCAUCACGAUCGAACAUAGUGCUGGCGCCGUUGACUACACCAGCCGUCUCCUGGACCUUGCCUCCCGCCUUGAGGCUCGCCAGACUACUCUCCCCCCAAACCUUCAGAUCUACCGUCUCCUCGAAGGCCUCUCCCCUCAAUAUGAAGUGCGCGUCAUCGCCUUCACUGAGGCUCAGCCCCGCGCCUCCCUUGACACUGCUCCCCUCCUUCCUCCAAAUCCUGCUCCUCCCCCUCCUCCUUCCUCAGGUGACAUUUACGACCCAGCUGUCCCUGACUCCCCUGCUCACUCUGCCUCAUCGCACCACCAGCAGCAGCAGCAGCAGCAGCAGCAGCAGCAGCAGCAGCAGCAGCAGCAGCAGCAGCAGCAGCAGCAGCAGCAGCAGCAGCAGCAGCAGCAGCAGCAGCAGCAGCAGCAGCAGCAGCAGCAGCAGCAGCAGCAGAAGGAGCAGCAGCAGCAGCAGCAGCAACAGCAGCAGCAGCAGGUGCAGCAGCAGCAGCGGAUGGAGCAGCAGCAGCAGCAGCAGCAGCAGCAGCAGCAGCAGCAGCAGCAGGAGGUGCAGCAGCGGAUGGAGCAGCAGCAGCAGCAGCAGCAGCAACCGCAGGCAGUGCAGCAACAGCAGCCGGAGCAGGAGGUGCAGCAGCAGCACCAGCAGCAGCCACAGCAGCCACAGCAGCAGCAGCAGCAGCAGCAGCAGCCACUGCAGCAACCUCAUCGGCAUCGCCGCACCACCUCUCCUUGGGUGUACACCUGUGUUGGGGUGUCAAUCCAAUCCAAUUGUGGUUGGAGCCCCCAAACACAAGGACCACAAUUGUGGGGGCACCACAAGUGGGUUGGCUAAACCACUGGUGGUACACCACACUUGGAC
This is a messenger RNA of Closterium sp. NIES-67, 1821 nucleotides long. The record is from the annotation of a GenBank genome assembly. Lineage: Eukaryota; Viridiplantae; Streptophyta; Zygnematophyceae; Desmidiales; Closteriaceae.